AUGGAUACACUACAAACCCCCCAAGUUCGAGUCCCUGGCGAAACCCCUGAAUCAACUCAACCAGAACUCAAUGCGACUGCGACUGCGAACCAAAACUCCACCGAGGUAGAGAUGGGAGGAACACAAGACACAAGACAACCUGAACUCGAGCCUGCGCAAGAAUAUCCGACUCUUCCAGAUGUGCAGGGAGAGCUAGAGCCACCCGUCCCGGCAAAGAAGACCGGCUUCAACUUCCUUGAGUGA
This is a messenger RNA of Penicillium vulpinum, 243 nucleotides long. RefSeq lists its product as uncharacterized. The transcript has a single exon. Lineage: Eukaryota; Fungi; Ascomycota; Eurotiomycetes; Eurotiales; Aspergillaceae. Bases 1 to 243 code for a protein of 80 amino acids. The record is from RefSeq and is a predicted model, not a curated record.